AUGCUGAGAGCAGCACUCAGACACCCAGGAACACUGACCCCAUGGUAGGUCCAGUGCCUUUAAAGAGGCAGGACACCGGCGAGAUGUUUGCUCUCUGCCCGGCAAACGCCCCAUUCCGGCAGGGCCGGGGGGGCCCAGCGCUGGGCACGGCCCUCCCAGGGGCGGGACAUGGGCCGGACUCCAACUCCAACUUCGUGGGAGAGGUGUGUGACAGCAACGAGAACUGGAGCCAGCCAGCGCCGGGGUCCCUGCCGGAGGAAGGCUCCAGCCGGAGCGAAAACACCACAAAUCCCUCUGAUAAUCUGCUGUUAUUAAUGCAGAGACAGAUGGUCCAGGGCCGGCUUAGGGACACCCCCCCGGGCCUGGGUGACACCCACCCCGAGCAGGGGGUGCGCAGCCCCCCCGAGGGAGCCGAGGUCAGCGGGGCAGGGGGACAAAACGCUGCCGAGGAGGCGGCCGGGGGGUGCGUGAAGCCCCCCGGCUCCCCUGCGGAGGACAACGGCUACGCCAGCAGCUCCCUCAGCAUCGAUAGCCCCGACAGCACCUGCAGCACCACCUGGGACCCUCCUGCCUCUGCCCCCCGAGCCGAGAGCCCCCCUGAGGCAGGGCUGGCUGAGCCUGAGCUGGGCACCCUCUUCCCGGCGCUGGCGGAGGCCGUGCAGCACCUGCAGGACAAGGAGCGCUUCAAGGAGCAGGAGAAGGAGAAGCACCACAUCCAGCUGGUGAUGUACCGGCGCCUGGCCCUGCUGCGCUGGAUCCACGGCCUGCAGCAGAAGGUUGUGGACCAGCAGAACCGGCUGCAGGAGAGUUUCGACACCAUCCUGGAUAACCGCAAGGAGCUCAUCCGCUGCAUGCAGCAGGGCCCAGCCUGCGUCGCUGCUGCUGCUGCUGCCCCUGGCCCCUGAGGUGCCACCAGCGCAGCCCAGCCCAGCCCUCACCCUCUGGAUGGUGUGGUGUUGGCAUCUCCAUCCUGUGCCAAGCGCUCACCGGAGCCCUGGGUGCCCACCCUGCCCUUCCCAUCUGUCUCCAACGCAGCCAAGAGUCCCUGAAGAGUUCA
Molecule: messenger RNA, 1057 nt
Organism: Onychostruthus taczanowskii (white-rumped snowfinch)
Lineage: Eukaryota; Metazoa; Chordata; Aves; Passeriformes; Passeridae
Gene: CUNH1orf216
Product: chromosome unknown C1orf216 homolog
Exons: 2
Coding region: 42-905 (287 amino acids)
Source: RefSeq, a predicted model, not a curated record